Anopheles marshallii is the source of this 4035-nucleotide messenger RNA. Its product is annotated as toll-like receptor Tollo. The transcript has a single exon. The coding region runs from base 1 to 4035 and encodes 1344 amino acids. Gene Ontology annotation, biological process: signal transduction. The record is from RefSeq and is a predicted model, not a curated record. Gene Ontology annotation, molecular function: protein binding. Lineage: Eukaryota; Metazoa; Arthropoda; Insecta; Diptera; Culicidae.
AUGGAGUUCCUGAAGAUAGUGGUGUUGUUGGUGGCGUUGGCCACCGUGACUGUUGCGCGGUCCAGUUUGAUGAACCGCAUGGAUGUGGCCCCGCGUGGCUGCAAGUGGCAACGAGUGUUGGACGAAACGGGCGAAGAGGAAGCACCGGCCACGGUAACGACGGUGCUGUCCUGCAAGCUGAAGACGAUCGGCGGUACGGACACGUUGAUGCGCAACCUGUCCUCGUACCAGAUCGAACGCAUCAACUCGUUGCGGCUGGAGUGCAGUGACAUUUUGUUUUUCGAAAGUUCCCUCGAGGCAAACCAGCAUUCCGGUGCGUUUCUGGGAUCGCUGCGACGACUCCGGGACCUGAAGAUCGAGUACUGCAAGAUCAAGUACGUGCCUUCGAUGGUGUUGGCGACACUGCGUGACCUCCGGUCGCUAUCGCUCCGCACGCACAACACCGACUGGUCGGCGAUGAAUCUGGAGUUCCAUCCGGAAAGCUUCCGGGGGCUGACGGAACUAAAGCGGCUCGACCUUGCCGACAACAACAUCUGGAACCUGCCGACGGACGUGUUCUGUCCGCUGUUCUCCCUGCGCCAUCUCAACCUAACCCGCAACCGGCUAACGGAUGUGUCCCAGCUGGGUUUCUCCGACUGGGGCAACGGUCCAACGGCGCCGGGUAAGGCGUGCAACACCGGGCUGGAGGUGUUGGAUCUGUCGCACAACGAUCUGCUUGCCCUGCCGGACAAUGGUCUGUCCUCGCUCCGGUCGCUCAGUGUGCUUAUGCUGCAGGACAACCUGCUGACGGCCCUGGCCGACCGUUCGUUUGUCGGGCUCGGUUCGCUGAAGGUGCUCAACAUGUCCAGCAACAAGCUCGUGGCGUUACCGCCCGAGACAUUCCAGUCAACGCGCGAGCUGCGGCAGAUCUAUCUCCAGAACAACUCCCUGUCGGUGUUAGCGCCGGGAAUGCUCGAGGGUCUCGAUCGGCUAGAGAUCCUGGAUCUGUCCUACAACGAGCUAACGUCCGAGUGGGUGAAGCGCAACACGUUUGCCGGCAUGAAGCGACUUGUCGUGCUGGAGAUUGCCCACAACGCGCUCACCAAGAUCGACCGGCACGUAUUUCGGGAGCUGUACAGUCUGCAGAUUCUUAACCUGGAAGCGAAUCAGAUCGAAUCGAUUGCCGACAAUGCGUUCAGCGAUCUGAAGAACCUGGUCGCGCUGACGCUCUCCCACAACCGGUUGAAACGCAUCGAGCAGCACCACUUCUCGGAGCUGUACGUGCUGAACCAGCUGUACAUUGAAUCGAACAUGAUCGAAUCGAUGCAUGGUCGUGCGCUCGAGAACCUUACCAAUCUGAACGACCUGAACCUCAACGAUAACCGGCUGACGGAAAUCCCCGAAGGGUUGGGCAAGCUGCGUUUCCUGAAGUCACUCGACCUCGGCAAGAACCGCAUCACCGCGGUCAGCAAUGCGUCGUUCGAGGGACUGGAGCAACUGCUUGGUUUACGGCUGGUGGAAAACCGCAUCACGAACAUCUCGCGCGAUGCCUUCGUUACGUUGUCCUCCCUGCACGUCCUGAAUCUCGCCUCGAACCAAAUCCGUCACAUCGACCAGUCGGCGUUCAGUUCGAACCCGACGAUCAGAGCCAUCCGUUUGGACAACAACGAUCUGGAAGAUAUUAGCGGUGUCUUCACGUCCCUGCCGGCCCUCGUGUUCCUCAACGUUUCCGACAACCAGAUCCGUCUGUUUGACUAUUCCCAUUUCCCGGUUUCGCUCGAGUGGCUCGAUAUGCACCAGAACAACAUAACGGAGCUGGGCAACUAUUACGACCUGAACAACCUGCAGAUUAAGAUGCUGGAUGUGUCCUUCAAUCGGUUAACGUCGGUCGACGCCAAAUGCAUUCCCGACAGCAUCGAAACCCUGUUUCUCAACAACAACGCACUGGAAGAGGUUGCGGCCGGUACGUUCCUCUCCAAACGCUCCCUGGAGAAGGUGGUCCUGUACGGCAACUACCUGCGAAAGCUGGAAAUCGGUGCACUAGCGCUGACGCGCGUUGCCGACGACCGUGAGGUGCCCGCCUUCUACCUGGGCGAUAAUCCAAUCCACUGUGACUGCACGAUGGAGUGGCUGCAGGGCAUCAACAAGCUGGCCCAUCUGCGGCAACAUCCGCGCGUUAUGGACCUGGACACGGUGCUCUGCACGAUGGAGCACGAACGCGGGGCAAGCAUCCGGCCGCUGAUGGAUCUCCGGCCGCACGAUUUCCUCUGCCGGUACGAGACGCACUGCUUCGCCACUUGCCACUGUUGCGAGUUUGACGCGUGCGACUGCAAGAUGACGUGCCCGGACCGGUGCAGCUGUUACCACGACCACACGUGGAAGGCAAACAUUGUGGACUGUGGCAGUGCCGACUACACGGAGGUGCCGGAACAUAUCCCGAUGGAUGCGUCCACCAUCUAUCUGGAUGGGAAUGAACUGCGCCAGCUUGCCAGCCAUCAGUUCAUUGGCAAGAAAAAGCUGGAGGUGCUGUAUCUGAACGGGAGCAACAUUCGCGACGUGCACAAUCGCACCUUCAACGGUAUCCCGAGCCUGCGGGUGCUGCAUCUCGAGAACAACUACAUCAACGAGCUGCGCGGGUUCGAGUUCGAUCAGCUGACCAACCUGAACGAGCUGUACCUCGACCACAACACGAUCGCCUUUGUCGGCGAGCGAACGUUCGAAAGUUUGCGGUUCCUGGAGGUGGUCAGCCUGAGCGAUAACCGCAUCAGUGAGUUCCGGCCGUGGCAGGCGUUUGCGGCGGCUAGCGAGACCGGUUCGCUCGCCCGCGUGUCGCUGGACGGCAAUCGGUGGCGCUGUGACUGUGAAUCUCUGCGCCGGCUGCAGCGUUGGGUGCGUGGCGUCACCGGGAACUUCGAUCUGCAGCGCAUGAUCUGUGCGGAUGGUCGCGUUGUGGCGGACGCCGUUGCGUCCUGCGAUAGUCGGCAGCCCGGUACGUUCGGUGCGGAUGUUGGAGCCGGUGAGGUGGACGGUGAAGGUCCACCAGCCGUCCAUCGGACGGUGCUGCUCGGCCAUGGACUGAUCGGUGGCGGUUAUGUGCCACUGUUGGCUGCCAUUCUCGUUGCCAUCAUCGGAACGGCGCUCAUCGUGGCGUUGGCGUGCGUCUUCCGACAGGAUGUACGACUCUGGGCUCACGCACGGUACGGUGUGCGGUUAGUGAAGGACCCAAUUAUUGUCGGUGCUGGACGCAAGGAGGCGGACUCGGACCGUCUGUACGACUGCUAUCUGGUACACAGUGUGCACGACAGUGACUUUGUCGGGCGACUGCUCGGUGCUGAGCUGCAGCUGCACGGAUAUUCCGUGUGUCUUCAUCAUCGGGACGUACAUCCGGGUGCGUUCCUUGCCGACUCGCUGCAAGGUGCGGCAGAUGCCGCCCGCAAACUCCUGCUGGUCGUCUCGAUGAACUUCCUGCAGACCGAGUGGUCACAGCCGCAGUUCCGCGUGGCGCUCCAGUCCGUCAUUGAGAGCAUUCGGCCGGCGCAUCGGCGUCACAAGAUCGUGCUGGUGCUUACCGCACCGGUCGAGAUUGUGGCGAUGGAUCCCAUCAUGCAUCUGCUGAUCCGCACGUGUACCGUGGCUUGCUGGGGUGAGCGAAAGUUCUGGGACAAGCUGAGGUACGCGUUGCCGGACGUGCCGAAAGACCGCGUACCUACCAAGCUCGGUGACAUCACCCGGAGUCCGGCGAAUCUGCGCUACACACCCGCCCCGACAUCGCUCGAGCAGUGGUGCAAGAUCAGCCCGAGCGAGGGUGGAACGGGCGUCGUAGUACCGCCCGGUGGGCCCGUCCCGGUACCGGUGGCCAUCCCGCAGAGUACGCCCUCGCAGAGCACCUGCAACACGGAGGACGAAUCGUCGUCGUCCGCAUCCUCGCAACACUACGAGGCUCCGAUGAGUCAGCACUACAACAUGAGCCGAUCCAGUGCCUCACUUGGUCACGUGUACUCCACGAUACCGGAGACGCCCCAGAUGGGGCGCAACGGAAGAGCUUAUUUCGUGUAA